UAUUUGUAUCAGUAAGGUUCUAGAAUUCGUCUUGACAUCAACGCAGUCACUUGGAUACUACCAGGAAGAACACGCCGAAAACCCUCCAACAUGAGAUCCAACGGAAUCUUAAAGUUUUUCGGACCUAUUUUGCUGACUCUAUUAAUAGCUAUUUUGGCUGUAGCGGUUGCUGAUAAUAACAGAAUGGGCAAAUCAAGACUUGGGGCUCUCGAAGGGCUAGCGCAAGUAGCUGAACACCGUCAAUCGAAAUGGUUGAUUGAAAAAUUCAAACGACAAAAGGCACCGAAAUCUCACUACGGGAAGCCAAAAUCUUAUUUCAAGGCACCCAAACCCCAAUACAAUGCACCGAAAGCUCCGCAAUACAGCCCACCGCAAGAAAACUAUUACCAAAAUCCGACCCCAUACAAAUCUGCAUACCCCACACCGGUCUAUAAUCCGCCUCAAUUAACGUCGAGCCCAUCGCCAAACUAUUAUGCAAACCCAUCUCCGUAUAAUGCGCCACAAUCAGCUUACAGGCAACCGGAAGCUCCUGUAAGCCCCCCUCAGCCGGAAUACCCCCCUCAGCCGGAAUACCCCCCUCAACCGGAAUACCCUCCUCAGCCGGAAUACCCCCCUCAGCCGGAAUACCCUCCUCAACAACCUAUCGUCCAACAUCAUCAACCCUAUCCUGAAGCAGGCAACUAUAAUCAGCAACAACAAUUACCAGAACCUGUACCAAACCCAAAUCCUUUUGAGAAUCCGUACAAUGCACCUCAACCAGCUUACGGGCAGCCGGAAGCUCCUAUUAACCCUCCCCAGCCAGAAUACCCUCCGCAACAACAACAACCGUAUCCGGAGACGGGCAGCUACGACCAACAACAAUCAGAACCGGUACCAAACCAUUUUGAAAAUCCGUACAACACUCCCCAAGCAGCUUAUAGGCAGCCGGAAGCGGCUAUCGACAUACCCCGGCCUGAUUAUGGCCGAUUGCAGCCAACAAACAGCCCAUCCCAAACCGAGCAUAACCCUCAAGAGUUAUCUGGCCCAUCCCAACCUGCGUAUAACCCACAAGAGUUGGCUGUUCCAACCCUACCUGCUCCACAGAACAUACCGCAUCCGGAAGUGUCAAGUAAUCAGGUCAGUCCGGAGUACUCGCCUCAACAACAACAACCAUAUCCAGAAACGAGCAAUAGCAACUACCAACAACAACAAUCAUCGGUACCAGUAACAGAAUCUUAUAGAGAACCUGUCGCCAACCACCCGACACGACAGCCACACCCACAAGCGGUCAAUGUUGUUCCACAUCAACAACCUUACCAAAAUCCGGUAGUAAGUAAUAACAUAGCGCAACAAGUGGUUAACAAAAUCCCUCAACAACCUUACCCGAAGCCUACCAUCAACAACAACCCUCCGCAACAACCUUACACCCAAGCUGUCAACAACAUUCCGUCACAGCCACCCUAUCAAGAGCCUGUCACCAACAACCCCCCGCAACAACCUCACCCUAAUUCACAAGUAAACAACAUUGCGCAGCGGCCACCUUAUCAAGAACCUAUUAACAACAAACCUCCGCAACACCCUCAUUCGCAAGUGAACAACAUUCCGUCACAGCAAUCUUACCGCAAGCCGGUUAGCCCCAACCCACCGCAACAACCUUACACACCAGUGGUAAACAACAUCCCACAGCAACACCAUUCGGAAUUGGUCGGAAACAACGCACCAGAAGAAUUGACUGAUUAUUUAAAACCGGUUCACACGGAAGCUCCGCCGAAUCCAUCGGAAACCAGCACGACGAACUAUAACAGCUACGACUCCCCAGUAGAUUUUCCUCCCGCAUCCGUCGAGGAGCAAAGUUUCUUUUCUCCUCCGCAAACAGCGCCGGACUAUGACGAUUCUCCGGUAAACCCUCCUGUAGUCUCCUCACCAGUAGCUCAUUCUCGUCCAACAUUCACCGAGGGCGAGUUUUCUCCGGCAGUUGCAGAUUCUCCUAUUUUCUACAGCGACUACACACCAGCAGAAAAAGUUAAAUCAGCUAACGAUGAUUCGAACAAGGGAUUUUUCGAAUUCGGUAUUUUCCCCAAAAGUAACAGUUUCUUUCUACAAAAUUACAGAGGAUAAAUGGAUAUGUUCAAUAUAACUUCCUAUCCGCCAAACGAUGUUUAUCGUAAUACGACAGAGAAGAACUUUUGAUAUUUAAUUUAAAUGCAUAUUAUAGCCUCGUAUAAAGCUAUAGUCUAUUUGAAUCCCUUUCACAUCACUUGUUAUUAUGCAAUAAUAACAUAAUAAUGCACGGAUUAAUUGUCUUUUUAUUAUUAUCUUGUUAAUUGUUCUUGUUAUGAUCACCCUAGAUGCUAAUAAACCCCAUCUAGUUCCAUA
Daphnia pulicaria is the source of this 2355-nucleotide messenger RNA. RefSeq names its product proline-rich extensin-like protein EPR1. The transcript is spliced from 2 exons. The record is from RefSeq and is a predicted model, not a curated record. Bases 91 to 2097 code for a protein of 668 amino acids. NCBI's taxonomy places the organism in Eukaryota, Metazoa, Arthropoda, Branchiopoda, Diplostraca, Daphniidae.